This is a messenger RNA of Pecten maximus, 566 nucleotides long. RefSeq lists its product as uncharacterized. The transcript is spliced from 4 exons. NCBI's taxonomy places the organism in Eukaryota, Metazoa, Mollusca, Bivalvia, Pectinida, Pectinidae. The record is from RefSeq and is a predicted model, not a curated record. Bases 53 to 484 code for a protein of 143 amino acids.
UGGGUUAUCCGGGGUUUGAGAUACGAACACACUGUUUUCUAGAUCGGUCAGUAUGUAUGUUUAUAAUUAUCUACUUUUUGGAGUGUUCUUCUGUGUCCUAUCAGAUCUAGAAGGAACGGUCACUGAACAGUCGCCAGGAGGCCAUUUUGCUGUGACGCGGAAGUUCAUUUCCGUCAGUGCUGGAGACGACACCUACUUCGGGGAUUUGUCUUUAAGUUCAAGAAGGUUCACACCCGUGUUACGUAGAUUGGAAAGUGAUAUGAUGUUUGACGUGUCCCUCUACGACCGAAUCACUAUCGAGGAGAAUAAAGAGUUCGAGGUUUAUGACGAGGGAGCAACCAACGUGGUGUCAGGAAAUAAGGUUCUACUGUGGGUCUUCGAUCAUUCAUCUGUUCAAUUCCGUAACGCCAUGUCCUUGAUGUUUGGUAAUGAACAGGAUUUUUCGAGGUUCAUGCAUUCUUUGCAUCAGUACACGGGCAGUUGAAAAAAGUCGAGACCAAUUAAAUUUUGUCUUUAAUGAGUGACUUCUUGCUCCUAUUUCUGUAAUAAACAUUUCCCCUUAAUUA